Gloeophyllum trabeum ATCC 11539 is the source of this 6822-nucleotide messenger RNA. RefSeq names its product ketoacyl-synt-domain-containing protein (gene pks4). Bases 1 to 6822 code for a protein of 2273 amino acids. The record is from RefSeq and is a predicted model, not a curated record. Lineage: Eukaryota; Fungi; Basidiomycota; Agaricomycetes; Gloeophyllales; Gloeophyllaceae. Gene Ontology annotation, biological process: fatty acid biosynthetic process. Gene Ontology annotation, molecular function: fatty acid synthase activity; phosphopantetheine binding; 3-oxoacyl-[acyl-carrier-protein] synthase activity. The transcript is spliced from 18 exons.
AUGACCGACGGUCGUAUCGCAAUCGUGGGCGUGGCCUGCGAAUUACCCUCUGGGGCGCACACCGCAAAUAACCUUGACUACGAGGCCGUCUGGACCUUCCUGGAUGAAGCGAAAGAUGCUUAUGAAACUAUACCAAUGGAUAGAUUCAACAUUAAGGGCCGACAUGGCACGGGGCCUGGUCAGAUCGUGCCUGACAGAGGAACCUUUUUGAAAGACAUCUCUCAUUUCGAUUACCUGGAAUUCGGCCUUACCCUGAAAGACGCGCGCGCUCUGCCGCUCAGCGCGAGGAAACUGUUGGAGCUGUCUUUCAAUGCUCUCACUGAUGCAGCCAUCCCAUACCGCGGGCGGCGUGUUGGUUGCUUCAUGGCCGGAGUCGUCCACGAUUUCGGUGCAUUGAGCGAUUAUCACGAACACGAAGCCGAGGGGACUUUUGCUUACAUACCCUCUAUGCUGGCCAACAGAAUAUCAUACCAUCUUGAUCUCCGCGGGCCGUCUGUCUCCUUGGACACGGCCUGCAGCUCUACUUUCACCGCUAUGCAUCUCGCUUUGGAGUCGAUAGCUAAGGGCGAGUGCGAAGCGGCAGUCGUCGGAGGCUGCCAGUUGAAUCAUAGGCUGUUCGAUUGGAUACAGUACUCUCAUGCAUCGGUUCUGUCACCUGACGGGAUGUGUAAGCCUUUCGAUGAGCAUGCAGACGGGUUUUCACGCGGAGAAGGUGCUGUUGUGAUCGUUAUCAAGCCACUCCAGAGAGCGGUCCACGACCGCGACAGAGUGUACGCGAACGUGCUUGGCUCAGCAAUCCUCCAUACGGGUUCCGUUUCCCCGGUCUAUGCACCCGUUGCUGAGGCUCAACGACAAGCUAUGCUUGACGCCUAUGCCCGAACGGGCGUCGAACCUAGCCAAGUCGAUUUCGUAGAAUGUCAUGCGACGGGGACCGCGGCCGGCGACCCAACCGAGGCAAAUUGGGUGGGUGAAGAAUGCCAAAGAGAAGACGCUGUAAUUUGUGGGAGCGUCAAGGGGAAUUUUGGCCAUACGGAAGCAGUGGCCUUCUUGGUAUCCGUUGUGAAAGCUCUCCACAUUUUCCAACGGCGGUCCAUUCCACCCAAUGUCAAUCUCGCCAUCCCGAACUCCAAGAUCGAGUGGCAGAAGUAUAAGAUCCAGGUCCCGAAUGAAACGGUAUCGCUACCGAGACACCAUCCAGAGGUUUCUCACAUUGGCAUCUCCAGCUGGGGAAUAGGUGGAGCAGGUGGGCAUGUCGUGCUCCAAGAACAUAACACCUUUCAGACGGCCAGCGUCUUCCCCAAGUCCGCCGGGAGGCCCACGCUUCUGGUAACGGGCGCUCUUUCGCCUCGGGCAGUAGCCUCGAUUAACUCGUCUGCUGAGGAGCUCAUCCGAUUGAGGAGCGUCGAGUCUCAUCCGGCAGUCUCCUUGUCAUUUGGCCGGCGCGCAUUGCAGAUGCCAUGGAGGUCUUUCGCGAUCUUCGAUCCAUCGGCGGAGGGCAAGCUUCUCUUUUCAGAGCCCCAUUUUAUAGCUAGUGGCCGCAAAUCCCCGGUAAUAUUUGUCUUUUCUGGUCAAGGACCGCAGCACAUCCAUAUGGGCCGCCAAAUGUAUGCGAUCUACCCAGAGUUCAGGCGGAGCAUUCUUGAAAUGGACCGGACGUAUAAGGAGGUCACGGGCCAGUCGCUAGUUGACUCCUUCCGACUCUUCGAUGGGAAUGAGGCCGAUGUCGAUAGCUCUGUUCUCUCACAAUGGGAGGUUGCUCUACCUGCGCUGACCAUGGUACAAAUGGCUUGCUACGACCUCCUGAGAAGUUUUGGUGUCAAGCCGGAUGUUGUUCUCGGUCAUAGUGCGGGAGAGACCGCACUCAUCUACGCCUCAGGUGCAGGUCCGAAAGACCUUGCGCUCAAGGUGGCCAUUGCCCGAGCGAAGAUGAUGGAAAGUGCGGAGCGCAUCGGAGGGACUAUGUUGGCUCUGUCGUGCAGUGUUCACAUAGCUCAGCCGAUCAUCGAAGAAGUUCUUGCGCUUUCAGGACUCCAGAGCGGCGCCCCUGAGCUUGUGGUAGCCUGCCACAACUCGCAGGACGCCGUUACGGUGUCGGGUCUAAGGCCUCUUAUCGAUAUGGUGUUGAGUAAAGCGGUGGAGCAAGGUAUCCUCGGUCGCAAGCUCAAUAUACCGGUUCCUGUCCACUCGCCUCUCAUGGAUGCAGUCAAGGAGCACUGUUUGAAUUCGCUCACAGAGGUCUUCUCCGCGUACCCAGCUUCCGGGCGUCCCAUAGUACCGACGUAUUCCACGGUGACUGGUGAUGUUAUGGACGAGCCGUUCACUCCCGAGUACUUCUGGAACAACGCUAGAUGUCCUGUGUUGUUCGAGGAAGUCCUGCGCCGCAUCUCGAUACAAGGCGUCGACCCAAGCUUCGUAGAGAUCUCUCCUCAUCCAGUGCUGGCAUCCUACAUCAUGUCAAUGGGUUUCCCCCCCUCGGCCAUCACUUGCGCUCUCCGUCGAAGUCGUAAAGGCUCUCCGAGUUUAGAGGCUCGGGAAUUCCUCGGCUGCUUAGGCUGCCUCACUACCAGGGGCGUCAUGGUCGACUUGGACGCCCUCAAUGACUACCCGAAUCCUUACGACGUGGAGUAUCCAGUCUAUCCGUUCCAAAAGAAGGAGGUGCCAUAUCAUUCUGAACAUCCCUCCUUCCACAAACGCUUCCUUAGCCCUAAUGGGCCUCUCAACUGUCCCAGAAUCUUCCUCAACUCCGAGACACAUCCUCUACUCGCCCAACAUGUCAUUAAUAAUGUUCCAAUAAUGCCAGCCGCUGGCUUCAUCGAAAUGGGGCUUGAAUUUGGUGCCACCGCUCUAUACGACGUGGAAUUCCUUUCCGCUCUACCUCUGAACUCGACGACGCCUCUCUCGGUUGAAGUCGAUACAGAUGGAGGGCAAUGGUGGGUGAAGACGUCAUCGUCGUUAACAGCCCGCAACUUCACCGCUCCGUGGGUCUGGAAGGGGCUAUUAUCGCAUGAGGAUGCAAGCGAAUGUCGACCCACGCUGGAUCUCGAAGCCAUUCGGAGAGAUUGUAAUCUCCCGUUCGAUGUACAGGCUAUUUACGAGCAAGGUUUCAAACAGUAUGCCAGCUUCUCGCCUGAAUAUCGUCGCAUCUUGUCCUGCUACACAGGCCCUGGCCAGGCCUUAGUGGAGGUUAGAGGAGGAUCGGAGUUUGACGACCUUGCGGACUACAAAUUCCAUCCCGUGCUAUUGGAUUCUAUCUUCCACUCAUGUAUGUGCUUUAUCAUCGACCCCGAGGACGGGGUAUGCGAGUAUGCCACAGAGGCAUUCUGGCUCCCCUCCAAGGCCGCUUAUGUCGGCGUGCAAGAUUUGUCGCCCACUUCCCUCAAGGAUAAUAUCUUUGUACAUCUUGUGCUCUCUAGCUGGUCGCCAGAUGCCGUUGUCGUAGACAUGGUAAUCGCAAGUCCUACGGGACGUCACAUCUGCUCUAUCACAGGAUUCACCAUGGCUAGACAUUCCACUGCGAUUGACGAUAAAGAACAAGGGUACACCGUAGUCUGGCAGCCGGUCGCAGUAUCCCCGAUAGCAGGGUUCCCAGUGUACGACAGACCGGCGAUAAAGGACAGUAGGCGCCUCUAUGAGUGCCUCGAUGAUCUCGCUGUCACGAUCAUACGCAAGUCACUAGAGGACCCUCAUCGUGUAGGCCCAGAGAUUCACAGAGAACGGUACAUGAAGUUUGCAAUGGAAGCCUUACAACGCCAGACAACGUCUACAAAAGUUGAUGAAGCUGUCUUAAACGAAUUGCGUGCAUCUUAUCCAAACUAUUUCCUUAUAACGGACAAAGUUGCCAAAAUCCACCCUCUGAUCUUCGAAUCGCACAAGGUAACAGUGGAGGCACUUUACAGUGAUGCGCAGACCAUGGCCGCUUUCUAUGGGCCGGAAAAUACAGUGAACGGUGCAUGCUCCGACAACGCUGCCCUCUUCCGCACUGCGUUAGAGACGCUCAGGAAGGAAGGCAAAAAGGUUGUUAGAGUACUCGAAGUCGGGUGUGGGACAGGGAUGCUCACUGAAGGAGCGUGCAAAGUCGCACAAGAAACAUCUGGGAUAUUGACGGAGUAUUGGGCAUCUGAUAUCUCCCUUGGCCUGGCCGCGCAAGCUGCUGGUCGAGCCAAGUAUCCGCAUGUCCGGACCGCCCAACUUGAUAUCACACGCGACCCGAGGGAGCAAGGCAUUCUUCUCGAGUCAUUCGACGUUAUCCUUGGUUUACAUGUUCUACACGCCGCACCCGACCUUCGCGCGGCCUUGAAAACCAUUAACAAUCUGCUGGUUCCUGGUGGUCUUUUGAUUAUAACGGACUUCGAUGGUCGCCACUGGCUGCAGCACUCCCCGGGAACUCUUUGGUAUGAUUUCCUCUUCGGCUCGUUCGCGGAGUGGUUCAACUAUGCAGACGACCGUAGGCAUUGCACCGUGCCCGCGGAAGUUUGGAGGCAAUGGCUGGGUGAGAGUGGUAUGCGAUGUGUUCAUCUGCGCAACGUGCCUGCCGAAGAAGAUCUGUCGCUCACCUUUGUCGCUCAGAAGGAGCCACAAGCAAUGCUGGAUGUCUUGUCAUCUUCUCCACCCCACCUUCAUCAUGUCGAUGCGAAUGGUACAUCUGGUCAGAACGGCGAUGGCCGCGGCCUACAACCCUCCGUCCAUAAACCAGUUACUUUGACGGUCAACUUCCGUCAGGAGUUAUUGUUGCAGGAAACGAUAGCGCGCCUGGAUCCGGCCGAAACUCACUCUCUUUGGUUCAUAGCUACGCAAGGUAUGGAUGCAGCGUCUGCUCUUGGAUUAACACGGUCACUUCGGGGAGAGUUCCCACUAUGGGAUAUUCAUCUCGUGAUAAUGGACGAGCGCGUAGAGUGUGGGGAUCGCCAACUCUGGAUCGACCGCCUGCAGAUCAGGGCAUAUGUCGAACCGGAGGUCGAAUUGUUGCUGGACGGAUCACUUUACGUCCCGCGGAUUGUUCCUGUCGAAGAGUGUCCUUUAGAGGCCCCAUCGAAGAUCAAACCGUCACCGUGGCCCUGGCCGCAGGAGCAGACCAUUACCCUCGAUAUCGUUCGCUAUUGGAACUCAGAGAAAACAAAUAUAUACACUUAUCUCGGCCGCGUCAUUAGCUCUCCGGUUCGGUCGUAUGAGGCUGGUCACUACGUGAUCGCUGUGAGCUGUGACCCUCCGGUCACCCCCCUGAAGGUCCACGUCGGGUGCGCCUACGGUGCGGAACUCGGAUCAGCCAUCGCAUCUGCGGAUCUCCUCCCGCAUCUAAUCUGCAUUCUUGCUUUCGGAUCCUCAGCCAUCGCUCAGCCGGGAAGACUGGAGCUUCUGCGUCGUGUCCUAGUGAAAACUGACGGAACGAGCGUCGGCGCCGGCAUCGUGGAAUGUCUGCAGAGCUUGGGCAUCGAUGUCUAUGUCUUGUGUCGAGAAGAUGGCAGAGACUCUCUCAAACACCGAUUUAACCUGGACAGCGACCACGUCUGGGAUGUCUUACCAGUCUCUACUGCCCGACAGUCUCCCCGCUUCGAUUGCGCUAUACUUGAUUCUUCCGACUCCUACCUCUCUCUCAGACUUUCGCGGUUCAUGUCAAAGGGUGGGAAGUUGUACUCAUGGGAUGGAUUGAGCCAAAUUAUCCAAGACGAACCCUGGGUUAUCGGGUCAGCUCUGGCUUGUCUAGAUCAAUUCAUUGGUAUAGGAUUAUGGCCUCAGCUAUCGACCCCGGCGGAACAAGGCCCAAAUUUAGCGGAAUUGACCUUACCGUCUUCUUCCUUAUUUUCGGGUGAAAAGACGUAUCUUCUUCUGGGCGGGAUCGGAGGGAUAGGGAUACAUCUUGCCUUCUGGAUGUCUCAGCGGGGCGCUAGACAUAUAGUGCUCACCUCUCGUUCCGGAGAAGAGCGCUUAAAGCAACCGGGAAAUAUGAAGAACAGGCGGAUAGUGGAUUUCCUACGAUCCAUCCCCGGCAUGGACGUGCGUCUGGCCUCAGUCGACGCAACCGACAAGGAGCAGAUGCGCCAGCUCAUUGACGGUGUUCACGGGCGUAUCGGUGGCUGUUUCCUUCUUACGCUCGUCUUGUCGGACAAGCUGUUCGUGAACCAGACCGCUGAAUCAUUCGAGGCAGCUGCCAGCCCCAAGAUUAGCGCGUUCGAGACAAUAUCAUCGCUCAUUGACAUGUCAUCUCUGGACUUCUUCCUAUCAUUUUCCUCGGUGGCAGCGUUAUUCGGGAGUCCCGGUCAGACCAACUACACAUGUGCUUCAACGGCUUUGGAAGGCAUGACUUACAAAUACCCGAAUGCCCUCUCGAUAUCCGUUCCAGGUAUUCGAGAUGCUGGGUGGGUCGUCAGGAACGAAGCCCAGGGUAUCAAGAAGUCAAACCACUUUUUAAACUGGGGGAUAACUAUGAGAGCCUUGUGCAAGUCAGUGGAAGCCAGCAUCAAGAGUGUAUCGAAAGACAAAGUGUCGCUUUACAUCCCUCAGUUGUCUUGGCAAGAUGUGGCUGCCGACAUAGAGUCGCAGCCACUGUUCGGCCAUUUGCCAACGUGGAAGGCCCCUGAAUCCUUAGAGCAGUCGGAGGACGGGGAUCCUACCGAAAGUACUGUCACUCAUAUCCUUGGAGUGCCCGCCAGCGACAUAUCCGACUCCGUGCCCCUCACAUCCUAUGGACUGGAUUCUUUAAUGGCGGCACGGAUGUCCGCCGACCUAAAAGCGCGACUAGGCGUCAGUAUUUCCCAACUGGAGCUACUGUCUCAUAUGUCGGUGCGCGAUCUGCGGGAGAUUGUCAAAGAGCGAAGCGGUCAAUAG